Messenger RNA from Salvia miltiorrhiza (redroot sage), 3309 nucleotides. RefSeq names its product carbon catabolite repressor protein 4 homolog 6. The record is from RefSeq and is a predicted model, not a curated record. NCBI's taxonomy places the organism in Eukaryota, Viridiplantae, Streptophyta, Magnoliopsida, Lamiales, Lamiaceae. Gene Ontology annotation, molecular function: 3'-5'-RNA exonuclease activity.
GAUUUAUAAUUGACGAUGCCUGAGGAAUUAGGCACCGUGGGCGUGAGGAAUUCAGGCAGCGGCGAUGCGAGGUAGAAGCGCGCAAAGGCAGCUAGUGGUUUUUUGUGAAUUUAUAUUUUGAAUUUAAUUAUGGUUUUACCGUCGUGAAAAUGAUUUAGUAAAUUUAUGAAGACGUAUUUGUCAGUUUUAAUUUUUUAAAGUUGCAUCACUACUUGGAUUGGAUCCACUCAAUGACCCGCCGCCCUUUUCCCUUCCGAUCCCUCGCCGCCGUCGCCACUGCGGACUCCGCCGCCAACGCCGCCGCCACUAUGACCUAUCGUCCACGCUUCAGAGGUGAUCGUUCCCAAUUCGGAAGAGGACUACUGCGAUAGGCGGCCGGUGGGUCCUGCAAACGGAGACCGGCCGGAAUUUGUGUCCGGCGAUUUCCACUUCAGUGCCGUUCGAAAUGCCAACCGCGGCUUCCGGCCGAGCUAUAAUGCUGUCCCUCCGCCGCCUCAAUUGUAUAGACCCGGGCAGCGGUUUCAGCAGCCCGGCCCCCCUAUCGUGCAGGCGGAUCAGCAUCGGGGGCCUCCCCGGUUUAACCGUCCAUCGCAGGCAGGGCCAGCUUCUGGUAACUAUCAGCAGUUUAGACCACAGCAAAUGCGGCAAGCAGUUCAGGCCUAGAGCCACAAAGCCUCUCGAUUAUAGAGAGUGGGAAUACAGGAAACUGAGGCUACCUCCUCAUAGUGAGCGAUUCACUGUUCUCUCUUAUAACAUACUGGCUGACUACUUGGCCACCGAUCACUGGCACCAACUUUACUAUCAUAUUCCCCGCUAUAUCAUGGACUGGAAUUGGCGCAAGAAAAAUAUCAUUUUUGAGCUUGGAUUAUGGUCAGCUGACAUUUUGUGUUUUCAGGAGGUUGAUAGAUUCCAAGACUUAGAGGCAGAACUGAAGUCCCGUGGAUACAAUGGCAUUUGGAAGAUGCGAACUGGUUAUCCUGUUGAUGGGUGUGCUAUAUUUUGGCGUGUUUCAAGAUUCAAGAUGAUUUUUGAAGAAUCUAUUGAAUACAACCGGCUUGGCCUUCGGGACAAUGUUGCUCAAAUAUGUGUGUUUGAGUCUCUGAAUGGGCGGAAUAUCAGUAGUGGGGCAUCUACCCUGUCAACAAGUUCAGCAAGCUCUAACAGAGUUGUUGUUUGCAACAUUCAUGUGCUUUUCAAUCCUAAAAGGGGAGAUAUUAAGCUUGGACAGAUCAGGGUCCUCCUCGAAAGGGCAAAUGCUGUUUCUAAGCUUUGGAACGAUGCUCCCAUAGUUCUCUGUGGAGACUUUAACUGUACUCCCGAGAGUCCCAUGUACAACUUUAUCAAAGAAAAAGAGCUAGAUCUGUCGGAAUUGGCCCGUGAUAAGGUCUCUGGACAAGCCUCUGCUGAAAUAAAUGCACCAAGGCCUGGUUAUUCUGAUUUUCGGGCACGACGUGCUGAUAAUUUUACCCCAGCUCCAGAAGUCAACUCUAAAAGAGUAGAACAACAAGAUUUGCCUUCAGAUGCUCAGAAGCUGCCCCGUCCUAACCUAUCCGCUAAUCCAACUUCUCCAGGAAGCUACUCUCAGCCUGGAUCUUCGAUUUUGGUUGAGACCAUCGAUUCAUGCAGUAGACAACUUAAUGACUUGCCUAACCAUGAUGCGGUAGGCACUUGUGCAACCGAGGGCAUGUCAACUCCAUCUGUACAUCACGGUGUCUCGAAUCAAAGUGUUAGUAAAGUUGAUGGUGACAUUGAGUCCCCUGUUUCGUGCGAUGAAGGCACAGAUGAAAUUUCUAUGUUGGAGUCUUCUAGUAAAUAUCUCCACUCUGAGGCAACUGAAGGAGGAGAAUACGUAGAAUCAGAUUUGCAAACAUUAUCUGAGACCCCAGAUAACCAGAUUAACCAUCAGUGCUUAUCUGGAAAUCAUUCAGAUGAUCUUUCUAUAACUUCGAACUAUAACUCAGGUUCAUCUGAAACUGAGGACCCUUCGAAGAAUUAUUGUGAUGCAAAUUUGUCCGAGCAUGAAGCUGUUGCAAUAUCUGCUUCAGCUUCAAUGGGGAAUGAUAAGACGUGCAGUCUAUCUGCUUCCCUCAAAUCUAGUAGUUCUGAUAUCAUACUGGAUGAGAAAUUUGAGGCCUUGACACUUGAUGAUGCUACACAGGAAGUCAUUGAAGAUUCCGAGUCAUUUUUAUGUGAAUUGCAUUCAGCUGGUCCAAGCUUUCCUUCAACUGAUGGAGAUUUGAGUUCCCCCAACCAAAGGCUGGAGAUUCUAAAUCAAAACCCUAAGCAGGAGAGUAUCUUUGAUACGGAAAAUUUUCGAUUUAAUCCAUCCACUUGGACGCCAGCAGAAAUAGAAACCGCGACUGGUAGAGCAGACUGUAAGGUCAUGGAGCACCCUUUGAAGUUGACAAGUGCAUAUACAGAAGUUGAGAGUUCUUCAGGAUUAAGAGAUUCCAGCGGUGAGCCAUUUGUCACCAGCUACCACAAACGUUUCUCGGGCUCAGUUGAUUACAUAUGGCAUUCUCAAGGUUUAGAAACUGUGAAGGUGCUUGCUCCAAUUCCCAAACAUGUUAUGCAUCAAACUCAGGGAUUUCCCACAAAGAAAUGGGGAAGUGAUCACAUUGCACUGGUUUCGGAAUUCGCGUUCACUAAAGAUCUCUCCUCAGAGACUCCCAAACAAUGACACUCAGUGUCAAAAUGUACAUACACAAUAGUUGACAGUGACACUGCAGGGAAAGGUAAGGCAUCCUCCCUCUCCGUGUCGCCUCUCGAUUUUCUUUAGCUUGUAAUAACUGGAGAGUUCUUGCAUGGUUUGGUCAAAGAUUUGAGCUUCAAGUUUUUUAAUGUUGAAUAGUUUUUUUUGCAGAAUUUUAUGUUUCAAGAUAGGCAGCAAGGUACAUGUGAUCACAUUGUAAGAAUAAUGUUUGGAGGAGUGGGGAAUAAUUGAUAAGAUAUGGAUUCUGCAUGAAAUGAGGAAGAGAAGAAGAAGAAGCUCCCCCACAUGAGUCAUGACCACCAAUGUUUGAGAACCCAAACGUUGUCGUUUUGCCGAGCUGUGUUGGGUCGCUUUUAACUUAGAAAAAAUCUCACAGCUGUGCUGUGUCUGUCUGUCUGUCAUGUUCCUCUUUUCAACUAAUGCCAAAAAACGUGGGUGGGGUGGGGGGGGGGGGGGGGGGGUGAUGCCUAUUGUUUAUUACUAAUUCAUAGUUUAUUUAGCUUUUAAAAAAAAUUAUUUGAAUUUUGAAUGGAUUUGAUGUUUUGAUUGAAUUCUUGAACUCAUGAUAAUCUAAUUAGAUUACGUGUUUGUGUUGA